Messenger RNA from Tripterygium wilfordii, 992 nucleotides. Its product is annotated as probable xyloglucan endotransglucosylase/hydrolase protein 32. The record is from RefSeq and is a predicted model, not a curated record. Gene Ontology annotation, biological process: xyloglucan metabolic process; cell wall biogenesis. Gene Ontology annotation, cellular component: cell wall; apoplast. The transcript is spliced from 4 exons. Gene Ontology annotation, molecular function: hydrolase activity, hydrolyzing O-glycosyl compounds; xyloglucan:xyloglucosyl transferase activity. Bases 1 to 882 code for a protein of 293 amino acids. Lineage: Eukaryota; Viridiplantae; Streptophyta; Magnoliopsida; Celastrales; Celastraceae.
AUGGGUUUCUUUCUGCCAUUUCUUCUAAUUCUAUUGUUUCAAUCAAGCAAUGGUGAGUGGCCUCCUUCACCUGGUUACUGGCCUAGUAGUAAGUUCAAGUCAAUGAGCUUCUAUGAAGGGUAUAGAAAUUUAUGGGGUCCUUCACAUCAAAAUGUGGACCAAAAUGCCUUAACAAUCUGGCUUGAUAGAACCUCAGGAAGUGGGUUCAAGUCAGUGAAGCCAUUUAGAUCAGGAUACUUUGGUGCCUCUAUUAAGCUCCAGCCCGGUUACACUGCAGGAGUCAUAACAGCCUUUUAUCUGUCAAACAGUGAAGCUCAUCCAGGGUACCAUGAUGAAGUGGACAUGGAGUUUCUUGGAACAACAUUUGGGAAGCCUUACACAUUACAGACCAAUGUGUACAUAAGAGGAAGUGGAGAUGGCAAAAUCAUUGGCAGAGAAAUGAAGGUCCAUUUGUGGUUUGAUCCAACCAAUGAUUUCCAUCACUAUGCCAUCCUUUGGAGUCCCAGAGAGAUCAUAUUUCUUGUUGAUGACGUGCCCAUAAGAAGAUACCCAAGAAAAAGUGAUGAAACAUUUCCAUUAAGACCAAUGUGGGUAUAUGGUUCAAUAUGGGAUGCCUCAUCCUGGGCAACAGAAGAUGGAAAAUACAAAGCUGAUUACAAAUACCAACCAUUUGUUGCAAGAUACACCAAUUUCAAAGCUAGUGGUUGCUCAGUCUAUGCGCCGGCCUGGUGCCGCCCUGUCUCUGCCUCUCCGUUCCGGUCAGGCGGCCUAAGCAGACAACAAUACAGAGCAAUGAGAUGGGUACAAACCCACAAUUUGGUCUAUAACUAUUGUAGAGACCCCAAGAGAGACCAUGCCAAAACACCUGAAUGUUGGGGCUAAAAAAAGUGAAACUUGAAGAGUGGGUAGUCUCUUUGAAGGAGUGUGUUGAGAGGACCCUACAUGCCAACAAUGUUUGUGCGAGUGUAUUUUUAGUGAACAAAGAAGGAAAA